Monopterus albus (swamp eel) is the source of this 3178-nucleotide messenger RNA. It is a transcript of the gene idua, whose product is annotated as alpha-L-iduronidase. The record is from RefSeq and is a predicted model, not a curated record. Lineage: Eukaryota; Metazoa; Chordata; Actinopteri; Synbranchiformes; Synbranchidae. Gene Ontology annotation, molecular function: L-iduronidase activity. The transcript is spliced from 14 exons. The coding region runs from base 192 to 2096 and encodes 634 amino acids. Gene Ontology annotation, biological process: carbohydrate metabolic process.
UCAGCUGCCUGCGAACGCAGCUUGCUACCGGAUUGAAAAUGUGUGUUUUGAUGUCUUUUAGUCUUGUUAGAAUGGGUUUUGUUAGAUCCUUUUGUAUAUACCGUGUUUAAGUCAUAUUUGGAUUAAACUGACCUCGCUACUGACGUCACAUCAUUUUUAAGCCAUUUAAGUUAACGUGACUUAAAGUGGUCAUGGUCAGUCGCAGAGAUGCGGUGGAAUUUUAUUUUAUCUUCGUGUUUCUUAUUAACAUUUGCGAAACUUCAGGCACGUAUAUUAUCACAGUUGAUGUAGGGAGAAAAAUAGGGGAGCUCAAACACUUCUGGAGAAGUACCGGCUUCUGCCCCCCUCUCCCUCACACCCAGGCUCACCAGUUUGACCUGAGCAUUGACCAGCAGCUGAACAUGGCCUACGUGGGCUCAGUUCCCCACGGAGGGAUCCAGCAGGUCAGGAUACACUGGAUGUUGGAGCUAAUCAGCGCACAAGAUGUUGGAGGACAAUCCCAGUACAACUUCACUAAACUGGACCAGCUGAUAGACCUUUUGUGGAUUAAUGGACUCCAACCAGGGUUUGAACUGAUGGGCUCUGUUUCCAACUAUUUCACUGAUUUUGAGAACAAAUCCCAAGUGGUGGAGUGGAGAAAUCUGGUUUAUCUCAUAGCCAAGAGGUACAUCGACAGGUAUGGCCUGGGAAGUGUUUCUCAGUGGAACUUUGAAACAUGGAACGAGCCCAACAACCAUGACUUUGAUAACGUCACUAUGACGAUUCAAGGGUUUCUGAACUAUUAUGAUGCCUGUUCAGAGGGUUUGCAUGCUGCCAGUAGUCUCCUCAAGUUUGGGGGUCCAGGAGACUCCUGCCAUUCUCCCCCGCACUCGCCGUAUUGCUGGGCCAUGCUGCAGCACUGUUACAAUGGCACCAACUACUUCACUGGAGAGAAUGGAGUCAGGAUCGACUUCAUCGCCCUGCACAAGAAGGGAGGAGGCUACUCGUUGCCCAUUCUACAGCAGGAAGUCCAGACAGUGGAGGAGAUCCAGGGGCGUUUCCCGCAGUUCCGCAGCCUCCCUGUGUACAACGAUGAGGCUGACCCUCUGGUGGGCUGGUCCAGGCCGCAGGAGUGGAGGGCUGAUGUGACCUACGCUGCCAUGGUGGUUAAGAUAAUAAACCAGCACCAGGAUCUGUUGCUGGUAGAACCAAAUAGCACCAUCAACUAUACCCUGCUGAGCAAUGACAAUGCCUUCCUCAGCUACCACCCACACCCCUUCACCCAGCGCACGCUGACCGCCCGUUUUCAGGUCAACAACACACAGCCACCUCACGUGCAGCUGAUCAGGAAGCCUGUCCUCACCGUCAUGGGCCUGCUGGCAUUGCUAGGAGAGACCCAGGUCCUGCAUCAGAUUUUGAACUCGGCAGGAACAAGCAGCAGCACAGUGGGAGUUCUGGCCAGCAGCCACAAGCCUGUAAUACCCGGCGGCUCAGACAGCUGGCAGGCAGCAGUGCUGGUCUACAACAGUGAUGACAACAGCACCUCCACAAAAACUGAUGACAUCACAGUGUCAUUGAAAGGACUGGCUGCUCAAAAGGGUCUGGUGUAUGUCACAUACUACAUGGACAACAACGUAACCAACCCAUACCAGCUGUGGCGGAACAUGGGCAGCCCCGACUACCCCACAGCAGAACAGUUCAGGAGCCUCAGGAGUGCGCAGGAUCCUCGUGUUGAUGGACCCUGGGAAGUUCCUGCUGGGGACACUCUGACUCUGAAAGUCAAACUGUCUGUCCCCUCUGUGCUCCUCAUCCAUGUUUGUGCACAACCCAAAGCCGUGCCGGACCAGGUUAAUGGAUUGCGCUUCAUCAGGAUCACCAAAGGCCAAGUCCUGAUUGUCUGGUCUGAUCACUGUAUUGAUUCCAAAUGUAUCAAAACAUUUGAAGUUGAAUUCUCAAAAAAAAUCAGCAGGAUUAACACACAGGACACUAUUUUUACUUCAUAUGUUUUUGCGCCUGCGGACCAGGAAGUUGAUGGUCUGUACAGAGUUCGAGCUAUGGACCACUGGGGAAGGCCUGGGCCAUACUCGCUGCCUGAGAGGUAUUCAGAGGAGCACUAGACCAGGGUCAGGUCUGCUCACAUGGAUAUUACCUUUGAAAAAACCUUUUAGAGACCGCAGCCUUCUGAUUCUAUAUGUUAAACAGCAUGGGAUGAUAAAGAUGUAGCUUCAUUUUAUUAUUUACUCAAACAACUGGACACGUUUUCAUAGAUGUUACUCAAAAAGAAGUAAAUAGCAGAAUUGGAUUCAUACACAGUCAGAUUAAUUGAUUUUUGUCUCUUCUGUGGAUUUGUUAACAGUAAGGAAAUACAGAAAAUAGCACAAGCUUUAUUCUUUCAUGUAGAAAUGAACAGGCCACCUGUGUCAUACAUCCCUAAGGACAAUUUGUUAAAUGCAGUGUUGGAAUGAGGCUUUGCUGAUCAUGUUUGCUGUGCACAAAAUGUGUCGAUACUCAGAUUUGUAAUCAACAAAAACAGAAACUUUCUUAACAAACUGUUGCAAUCAGACCAUCAGAGUCAUCCAUCUAAUGUUUUGGUCUGAUUAAUAAAAUUUAAAUAAUAUUAUGAUGAUAAUUCAUAUUACUUUGUCAUCUCUAAACUUAUGUUCUAUUUUUCACAUUUGAAAAAUGUCUUUUGAUUGUUUUGUGUUUACUCGCUAGAUAAGUAAAGUUUGGCUCAUUUUUUACAGAGACAAGGACAACAACCAGAUAUUAUAAUUUAUUAAUUCAGUUUAUCAGUUGAUGCUGUUUUGCUGUUCUUUUGUAUUUAAUGUGUGGUCAGUAAAACUGUCACAGUGCUGUUUUUAAUUGUUGCCUUUAGAUUCCUGCAUUGUUUUUGGUUUAAUAAUUGCAUCUUGUGAUGAUAUAAGCUGUAAUACCUGGAGACUGAAAAGAUUUUAUAAGUUAAGAUUAAGGUAUCUCAAUCUAUGAUGGCUAUAUGGAAAAACAAGGUUAUAUUGUGACUGUAAAACAUCACUAACAGAUGACAGAACAGCAGCAAACUAAUGUUAAAUAUAUUUAAUAACGUUAUGUCUUAAGGCAAAUUUACCUGUUGUUCACAUUCAAGAAAUGAUUAGUUUCAUGGUGCAUGCUUGUUUUUAAACAAACACUACCAGAUUUUUGAAGGAGUUUGGUGACUUUGUAU